UAAUAGCACUGCUCCUGUUCAAAGAUGUGUGACUGCGCUCUUCAGUGCAUUCAGACGUUCUAAUUAUCCACCAUCGUCCUGAUGGAUCCCCAAGCUGAUUCUGGGCUACUUUUUGUCCCUUGGAGAGACAGCUAGAAGAGAGAGUAUGGGAAGGAGAUAUUUAUAGAGAAAUGGGGCCUCUCUUUACCCUUUUUGGAGAGCGAAUCAUUAUCUGUGCUAGGUGUCCCAGUUUCUUGAUUUGAGCUCUGCAGGCAGGACUAGCAAGACUCGCCAGAGAUGCAGAGUCAACUCGUCGACAGCAUCACUCUGGCACUCGAUGCAGUGUCACCCUUUUUUUAAGUGGCAGUGCUCUGCAUGCCACACGACGAUGGGGGGCAUUCGAAAGGCGUUUCCCCUGAAGCGUGGUGCGGUGCAGUAAGAGGAUCUCGUACAACGUGGAGGACGUGGAACAGGCGUUUUGCUCUCAGAAUUUUUUGAUACCUGUUGAAUUACGACAAAAUGAAGAAAUUCCUCCAGAAUAAGAAAGGGAGGUACUCCUUACGGCAGAACAAGUCGGGUCCUCGCUAUCCGCCCAAAGAUUUUUUCCUCACCAUGCCAGCGUCCAACCAGGGCUGGCCAGAGGAGUUUGGCUUUCAGAUAGGGGGGAAUGGGCCCAGCUACAUCCUGACCGUGGAGGAGGGAAGCAGUGCUCAUCUGUCUGGACUGCAACCUGGAGACCAGGUCUUGGAGAUUGAGGGGCAGAAUGUUUCCAGUCUUAGUGCUCAAGAGGUCAUCGCCCUUGCCCAAUCACAACGAAACAUCCCGCCCAGUAUUGGAGUAGUUUCACGCAUCCAGCAGAUGGAUAUCAUUCCAGGCCCUGAUGGUCGCUUUGGUUUCACUAUCGUGGGAGACUGCCCCCUGCUGGUGGAGGAUUGCUCCACCUGCUCCCCAGCGGGUCGUAGUGGUCUCAGAGCUGGAGAUUAUGUCAUGGAGGUGAAUGGGAUCCCAGUGAAGCACCAUGAGAUGGCAGCCGCUUUGAUAAAGGCCUCUCAGGGCCGCACUCUGCGUCUUGGGGUGCUGUGCACGGGCAGUCGUCAGAAACACAGCAGCGGGAGUCUAGAGGGCUCUCAGAACGACACGGAUGGCAUGCGUCAAGACCGCAAACACAAGGCUCUGGAGUUCAAUAGGAGGGUUGAGGAGAUUUUGAGGAACGAACCAGAGGUGAAAGAGAAACUGUUUGCUGUACUGAAACAGUUUGCUGCUGAGAGGAAGGUGGACUGGCUUGCUUCUGCUCUUCCUGACAUCUUGACAACUGAAGAGCAGCAACAGCUCAUCUCAAACAUCAGGAUCUUCAUUCCCAAGAAGCAUCGGCAGCGCUUUGACGAGGCAGUUUCUCAGAGUCUCCUCAACCGCAUGUGCCGUAGCAAGAGCCUGGGUGAGCCCCAAAACAGGCUCCGCCGAAGCCGAAGUCAAGACCACCACGAGCGUCCUCAAGGCUCAAAACGGGCCAGUUCUGUGCCCAGAGAUACAGGCGAUGACCCGGCCCAACCCGAGCGUGGCCUUAGGAAAAGCACCACCAUGAUUCCCAGCCACUAUGCCACUGGAGCCAACCAGAGAACCAUCCGUGUGUACAGGGGUAAGAAGAGUUUUGGGUUUACUCUGAGAGGUCAUGCUCCAGUGUGGAUCGACUCAGUAAUGCCAGGUAGUCCAGCCGAGGCGUGUGACCUUAAACCAGGAGACCGCAUAUUGUUCCUCAAUGGCCUAGACAUGAGGAACUGCUCCCAUGAGAAGGUGGUGUCCAUGCUGCAGGGCAGUGGCGCCAUGCCCACUCUAGUGGUGGAAGAGGGCCCUGUAGACUAUCCGCUCUCAGAUUCAGAGCCAGAGGAGACCCCCACCAUCCCCCGCUCGCGUUCCCCGGCCCUCAGCUCCCUGCAGUGGGUAGCUGAGAUCCUGCCUCCCAGCAUCCGCGUGCACGGCCGUACCUUCAGCCAGCAACUUCAACACCUCCUCACCCUACAAGAAAGAUAUACCAUUUGCAAAGCUCUGGAGACCUUCUUCCAGCACAGGAAUGUGGACACACUCAUUGUAGAUGUGUUUCCAGUGCUGGACACUCCAGCCAAGCAGCUGAUUUGGCAGUUCAUUUACCAGCUGCUGACCUACGAGGAACAGGAACACUGCAAGAGCAAGAUCGCCCGCUUCCUGGGCUUCAAGAGUGCAGAACCAGAGGUAGGUCCAGAAACCCACAGACGGAGCAGCUCCAUGCGAGUGUCAGGUACCUCUCACAAAAACACUGUGAGAGAGAGAAGCUCAGACGACUGCAUUAUCGGCACUCACCUGGGAAUGGGAACAUUCACUGACCCUGUGACUCCAGAGGAAAGACAGUGUGGGGAUGGGACUUCCUUCCCAGAGUCCCCAGAUCUCAGCCACAUGUCAGGAGUGUACACGGAGCUUGAGAACGUGUAUCCCAGGAAAAGCAACCAGUCUCUCCAGAGUCACUCCUCACCCAGGGCUGUCGGCAUGGGCCACGCUGAGAACAAUACAUACACUCAGUCUUUCACACACAGUAACACAGGGAACCGUAAGUCAGGCCUCUCUCUUUCAUGGACUGAAUCUUUUCCUGGCCCUCAGUUCGAGCCUUACCAGCAGACUGUUCCUUCUCCAGACAGUGUGGACUCUAAUCCUUAUGUUAGUUUUGACAGCCCCCCAGCCUCCCCCUUGCCUUCUGAUGAGCCCAGUCCUCUGCCCCAGCGCAGGAAGCUGUUUACCUUCUCACGGCCACCUCGCAGCCGAGACACUGACAAGUUCCUGGAUGCUCUGAGCGAGCAGUUGGGCCACAGGGUCAAUAUCGUGGAUGACUUUAAAGGAGGGGAGAAUGACUAUGAGGAGGUUUGUGCCAGACACAGCCAAUUAAAUGUCACAAAAAUAUUAUCGUUGCACAAGGUGCUGCCCACCCGUGAGGAGUUCAGGGCCCAGCACACCCAUCCUCGACGCUCCUCUCCCCAGCCCAGCGCUCAAUCCGUUCUGCAGCUGCACCAACCAAAGGCUCACCCCAUCCUACAAUCAACCCCGCACACCUCCCCUCAACCCCCACACGCAACCACACAGCACACUCACCUGCGGCAUCCCACCCAGUCAGUCUACCAGAGCAGGCAGACCUCUGCUUCCAGAACCUCCCCUAACCUGACCAAACAAAAGAGCCUCCAUUCCCAACAAAGCUAUGAAGGCACACUCUCAACCAAGGUUCCCCCACCACCGCCACCUCCUUUACCCCCACCUUGUGGUCCUCCACCUUUGCCCAAAGCCAGCCCGAAAGCCUCUGACAACAACCACAUGAGCGUUAAAAGACUGCGCUGGCAGCAGGUGGAGAACUCUGAAGGAACUAUCUGGGGACAGCUUGGAGAUGAUCCUGACUAUCAUAAACUCAGUGACAUGGUCAAGUACCUGGAUCUGGAUCUGUACUUCGGCACACAGAGGAAUUCCAUCUCUCUUCCAGAGCCCACUUUCCUGCCCGAAAACUUUAAAAAGAAAGACGUGGUUGAGAUUCUCUCCCAUAAAAAGGCCUACAACGCUUCUAUCCUCAUAGCGCAUCUGAAGCUGUCCCCGAAGGAACUGCGAGAAAUUCUCAUGACCAUGAGCACCGAGCGUCUGGAACCCGCACACAUUAAACAACUGUUGCUUUACGCUCCCGACGACGAGGAGGAAAAACGGUUUCAGCAUUAUGACCAGGACCCUGUCAAGCUCAGUGAGCCCGACAAGUUUGUCCUACAGAUGCUACUAGUUCCUGAGUAUAAAACCAGAUUGAGGAGUCUUCUUUUUAAGACCACCGUGCAGGAGAAAACAGAAGAAAUGAGAGGCGCAUAUGAAUGCAUAUACAAAGCCUCAUUAGAGCUUAAAAACAGCAAGAGGUUGGCCAAGAUCCUGGAGUUUGUUUUAGCAAUGGGAAAUUAUCUGAAUAAUGGUCAACCCAAGACGAAUAAAACAACAGGAUUCAAAAUUAAUUUUCUUACUGAGCUGAACACAACAAAAACUGUCGAUGGAAAGUCAACUUUCCUCCAUAUUCUUGCCAAAUCAUUAUGCCAACACUUCCCAGAACUCCUCAACUUCGCCAGGGACCUCAUAACAGUGCCACUAGCUGCCAAAGUCAAUCAAAGGACCAUUACUGCUGAGCUCAGUGACCUUCACUCCACCAUCCAGGAAAUAAGAACCGCCUGUGUGAAAAUCCCAGCUACUGCAGAGGAUCGCUUCGCAUCGGUUAUGAGUAGCUUUCUGGAAAACUGUCAUCCAGCUGUGCAGUCCCUAGACUCCUUGCAGCAAAGAGCAAUGGAUGAGUUUCAUAAAGUGGCCUCGUAUUUUGGAGAAGACAGUAAAGCCACGACCACAGAAACCUUCUUUGGCAUCUUUGCUGAAUUUAUCUCCAAAUUUGAGAGAGCACUGAGUGAGACGCAAGGAACAGAAAACCCCAGAAGCCCCCGAAUAGCUUCGCCGCUGGCAUGGUGAAACCAACAGCAUCUGCUGUUUCUAACCCAGAACGCCCAUGUGCCAAUAAAAACAGGGAACUUGAUAGCGUGAAAGGAAACAAACCUUACUUUAAAUGUCUUAGAUUAAUU
Molecule: messenger RNA, 4586 nt
Organism: Sinocyclocheilus rhinocerous
Lineage: Eukaryota; Metazoa; Chordata; Actinopteri; Cypriniformes; Cyprinidae
Product: delphilin-like
Exons: 24
Coding region: 499-4476 (1325 amino acids)
Molecular function (GO): protein binding
Source: RefSeq, a predicted model, not a curated record